Nycticebus coucang (slow loris) is the source of this 4546-nucleotide messenger RNA. RefSeq names its product glutathione S-transferase omega-2. Gene Ontology annotation, cellular component: cytoplasm. The record is from RefSeq and is a predicted model, not a curated record. Lineage: Eukaryota; Metazoa; Chordata; Mammalia; Primates; Lorisidae. Gene Ontology annotation, biological process: L-ascorbic acid metabolic process; glutathione metabolic process. Gene Ontology annotation, molecular function: glutathione transferase activity; glutathione dehydrogenase (ascorbate) activity. The coding region runs from base 3623 to 4414 and encodes 263 amino acids. The transcript has 9 exons.
AUCUUCUCAAGUCUCCCUACAGAAAUGUAAAUGUAUUUCCUACCUCAGGAUGCUCAAAUGGCUCUGAGGGUUUCUGUCAUGGUAUACACUGAAAACCUCCAAAUUAUCAUUUCUAGUGAAAGCUGGACUAGCUUUCUAACUGCUCAUAGGAAAUUUCUAUUUGGAUACCUUGUUAUCAUUUCAAGAGAUGCCCUUUCAAGCUUCUUGUCUUCUGGUUUCUUGAGUUGAGAAACUUGGAAUUCCUCAUCCUUUCCUUCCUAUCAACUUAAUUUCACUCCCUCUCUUAUUCCUAUUCCAACCACUGAAGACCAGACCUACAUUACUUAAAGCUAUGUGACUGGGUGGCCUUCUCUUUGGUUUCCCAGACUCCAAUCUCUAACCCUUUCAAAUCCUUCCUACCAAAUCCCAUGUGUUGGGCACAUGGCCGGUGUUCCGUAUAUGUAAUUUACACAAUAUGUAGAUCAUGUCAGUCAAUUCAGUACCGGAGGCUGGAUACGUAAUAAGUACCGUAUUAUGCCAUCUUCCAUACAUCAUGUAGCCGACUGGGUUUCUCACUAUUUUUUAUCACAUCACCUCCAAGAGAAGGUAGGGUAGGAUGGAGAGCAUCAAGUUAACUGAUACUGGCAGAAAGAUCUGGAGAACCCACUCAGCACACUACUCUUGCCAUCAGAAUUAGGGGGCCGUUGGUCCGCCCCAACAGUCUGAUUCCCUCUACUUACUGUCAAGUUUGCCCGUGAGGAAAACCUCUGAAUGAGGUUCUUAAACCUAAGAGCGCUUAACAAUCGACAACUGCUCACGGCUGCAUUUCCGAGUCAGCAAGUGUGGGGUGGCCCCGAAGUCUCUAUUUGAGCCUCCAGCCCUGCGGUGAUGCAGGCGACACGGGGGCGGCACCCCCAGGUCCGCCCGCUGACUUCACAAAGGGCUGCUGCCGCCCACUUUCGGCGGCCGCCCCGCCUCGGCUUCUGGCGGACAGCUUCUGCCGCCGUCCGCCUGCCCUGACCGCUCUGACCUGGUGGCUCCCGGCGGAUUUCCAAUAGGCCGUGGCAUCUGGUGCUGGAGUUCCACGACCUAAGCUACCAGUCUUCCUCUGCCGCCAGCCACUAGCAAAAGCAGAGACGACCCCCGCCAACUCCGGUAUCCAGGAGCCUGUAACGGGGCCACCUAUUGGCUCAGCUCCGCGCGCUGGGCGGCACUUCCAAAAGCUUUGAGGAUUGGCUGAAGCUUCGGGCACCGCGGCCAGUUGGCGGGUAGGAUCCCGGGCGGAGGGGAGCGCCCCGCCUCUCGGCUGCGGCGGCUGCCGCUCCGGGUAGGAUGUUGUCUGUCCUGCGCGGUGAGGUCCCUGGAGCGCGUGUUUCUUUUCGCCCCCAUCGGGUGGGUCGGGCUGGCCUGCGAAUUAAACAGGCAAGAGGUGUUUGAGGGCGCCGUGACGUCAUAGUUCACAGAAACCCCAAACUCUUGGGCUCAAGCGAGCCUCUUACCUCAGCCUCUGGGGUAGCUGGGACUACAGCUGCCCACCACUAUGCCCAGCUAAUUUUUCUAUUUUUAGAAAGUAGAGAUGGCGUCUUGCUCUUGCUCAGGCUGAUCUCCAACUCCUGGGCUGAAGCAGUCCACCGCCUCAGUCUCCCAACUCCCAACCUCAAGCAAUCCACCUGCUUCAGCCUCCCACGGUGCUAGGAUUGUAAGCGUGAGCUACCCAGCCAGGCCUGCAUGAUUUCUUUUUAUUCAACAAGUCUCUGGUUUUAUCCACCUUUUUGACCACACCACUAUUAUGCCUGAGAUUUAACAGAAAAUGUUCCUUUUCCAAAUUCAAUCUGUUUUGUUUGAUUUUACAAAUACUUGACUUUUGUUGAUUUCAGGAUCCUAAAAAUUUGCUUUUGCUUUUUCAAAUGUUAUAUCCAAAUGUUAAAAAUAAUUUUUUUGGGGGGGUCCUCAGAUUGUAAAGGAAAAUAGGAAUAUGAUAGCAGAAUCAAGUACUUAAAAAGAAAGUCUCCUUUGAACUCACUUUAACUCAGGGGAGGAUGAAGUCCCUCCCCUGACAGCUUUAGUAGUCUGUCUCCAAGACAUCUUCAUUAGAAUUGCCUAUGAUCUUCACUUUCUUAAAACAAGUCCCUAAUAUAGGCAUAUUUAAGAUAGACCCUUUCGCCCCACUUAUCCAACUCUUUGAACUUGGUGAACAAUAACAGAACACCCAGUAAAAUAAUGUCUCAUGUAAAUUAGGCUUAUGAAAUAUUAAAAGGAAAUAUUAAAUCCUCCAGUUUUCUGCCACUAUGAGACGUGGCAUGACAAAAACUUUUUGAAACAUUGCCAAAUGCAAAUACUAGUCUCUUCACAAAAUGUACUCAUAUAAAGGAAUUAUUUCUUUGAUGGCAUUCUUUUCCUAGAAGGCUUAAGUCAUUAAUCACCCAUGACCAAAGAUCCCCACAUUUUCAAAACAGAUCCAAUUAUAUUUCAGGUGGCUGGAAACCGAUUCCAGUAGAUUUAAUAUGGCCUUAUUACAAUUUGUUUUGUGUUUGAGUGAGUUAAUAUAAUAGAGGUGUGAACAUGAAAUAAAAACGUAGAAGGAAACUUUGCAAAGAGGAUUUCGAACACAUACUUAUUGAGUCUUAAAGGGAUAUAAGGAUAAGCUUAACAGUCAUAAUUAAAUCUUUCUAGGGGAAAUAAUGUUUGUGGGUAAGAUUAAAAACCACAAUACUGAAAUGUAGCCUGCAGCAUUCAACCCAUUCAAUUGGCAUUAAACUGCUAAUUGGUGAAGUAAGUAUUGUGAAUUGAAUUUUAAUUCUAAUGUGCUUGACAAAGCUAAAUUGCAGUGCAUUUCAUCUUUAUGGAUACAAAACUGGAAUGCAUUAUGCUAUUAAAAAUGUAUUCUUAUUCACUAGCAUUUGUCAUUAAUUUUGAAGUAUCCUGAGCUCUUAGUAUACUAAUGAUGUUCUGUACCAUUUGAUUCAAUGCAACAUGCCCAUCAAGUGGGUACAAUUAGUGUUCUCAUUUUGCAGGUAAUGAAAGUGAAAGUCAAAAAAUGCUUGCUAGUUUGCCUAAAUGCCAAAGCCACAUCUCAAAAUCAGGGCUCUCUGGGACUUGGGAGACAGUGGGAGCUCCAGGGCCUGUUCUGAGAAUCUUGACACUAUAUUGAUUCCCUUCAGAGGAAAAACAGUUUUCCAUCCUUCUAUCAUUGCUUCCCUAACUACACUAAAUUGACUUGUAUUGCAGAACUUGACUUCCCACAUACAAGUAUACUUUUAAUAAACAACAUUUCCAACUCUCAGAGUUGGUUUCCUUUAAAGGGUGCGAGUGAGGAGAAAAAACAAGCACAAAACAAAUUGUAAUAAGGCCAUAUUAAAUCUACUCCAAAUUGGUUUCCAGCCACCUGAAAUAUAAUCGGAUCUGUUAUGAAAAUGUGGGGAUCUUUGGUCAUGGAUGAUUAAUGACUUAGGCCUUCUAGGAAAAGAAUGCCAUCAAAGAAAAAUACAUCCUGUAUGUACAUCCUGAUAGAAAUACAUCCUGUUUGGGCACAGUAGAAAGCCCUUUAUUCAAAUAGAUGUUGAAUUCGGGGCAGGCGGAGCGCGCCGGCGUGCGGCGGUCCCCGGAGGCUGCCUGCUAACGCGUGGGGAGACGCCUGGAGGCCAUGGCUGGGGAUGCGAGCAAGGCGUUGGGGAAAGGAAGCUGCCCCCCAGGGCCGGUCCCCGAGGGCCUGAUCCGCGUCUACAGCAUGAGGUUCUGCCCCUUUUCGCACAGGACUCGCCUUAUCCUCAGGGCCAAAGGCAUCAGACAUGAAAUCAUCAACAUUAACCUGAGAAACAAGCCUGAAUGGUACUAUACAAAACACCCUUUUGGCAGAAUUCCUGUCCUGGAGAACAGUAGAUGUCAACUAAUCUAUGAAUCUGUUGUUGCUUGUGAGUACCUGGAUGACGCUUAUCCUGGAAGGAAGCUCUUUCCAUGUGACCCUUAUGAACGAGCUCGCCAAAAGAUGUUAUUGGAGCUAUUCUGUAAGGUCCCGCAAUUGACCAAGGAGUGUCUGGUAGCCUUGAGAUAUGGGAGAGAUUGCACUAAUCUGAAGGUAGCCCUGCGUCAGGAAUUCUGCAACCUGGAAGAGAUGAGAAAACUGAGGUGUGGAGAGGAGGUAUGCAGCCCUGGGUUCCAUAUUGAGGGAGAGAUUCUUGACUACCAGAACACUUCCUUCUUUGGUGGAGACUGUAUCUCCAUGAUCGAUUACCUCCUCUGGCCCUGGUUUGAGCGUCUGGAUGUGUAUGGGAUUGCAGAUUGUGUGAGCCACACCCCAGCCCUGCGGCUCUGGAUAGCGGCCAUGAAGCAGGACCCCGUGGUGUGUGCUCUUCUCCUAGAAAAAAGUGUCUUCCAGGGCUACUUGAGUCUCUAUUUUCAGAACAACCCUUGUGCCUUUGACUUUGGGCUGUGCUGAGCCCACAGUCCCCAACCUCCCCUUCCUCAUGCAGAAUUCCCAAGCUUGUCAUGACUCUGCCGCAGGGAUUGUCUUGGGAAUCAAUCUGUCUCUGUUCCUUUUCUUUGAGGUUCCCAAUAAAAAUGAAAACAG